AUGGCCUGCCCACGAUUGACACUCGCCACCGAGGCUAUAAAAAGGUGUUGCCAUGGGGCAAACUCCACCGAAGCCACCGAAGGGAUCAACACAGGCGAGGUUUGCAAUGAGCCCUUGGUAGAUCCACUCCUGGAAGCAGAUGCCUCCGAGGAACUCACCGAUCCUGAACUUUUGGGCAGCAUCAAUGAAGCCAAGAAGCUGGUGGAUGAGGCAUACAAGUUCUCCCGGGAAAGAUCCAAGGCAAGCUUGAACAAGACCCACGUCAGUCCGUCGGAUUUCCUGAAACACUUGAAGGAGCCGGUGGCCGCCACCAGGAGCGCAUUACGCGCCGCCAGCUACCUGGACACCUCUUUGGACCUCCUGAAGAAAAAGCUGCAGAAGAAAUGGCAGAGGCCCUUCAACAUCACAGAUGUCCUCAGCAGCAAGCAGAAGGAAACCAUCUCCAAAGUGACCGGCUGCGACUAUCUGACCCGUCCCAUUUCCUGCCCAGAGGACAGUCCUUACCGGACCAUCACUGGAGAAUGCAAUAACCGGAAGCACCCACACUAUGGAGCCUCCAACCGUGGCUAUGCGCGCUGGCUCCCGGCGGAGUACGAAGAUGGCAUCUCCCUUCCCAGGGGUCUCAUUCAGGGCCAGCUUUAUAAUGGACAUCCCCUUCCGCUGGUGCGGAGCGUUUCCAACCAGAUCAUCGCCACCUCCAACACGAAUGUCACGGAGGACCAGGAGCGCUCGCUGGCCUUCAUGCACUGGGGGCAAUGGGUGGACCACGACUUGGAUCUGGCCCCCAUGACCGAAACCAGCAUUGAGAACAAAGAGGCCCACUGUGACAAUACCGAGUGCAACUACGCACCUCCUUGCUUCCCGAUUAAGGUUCCUCCCGGAGACCCCCGGAUCAAGAAGUCCGGCGUCUGCAUGCCCUUCAUCCGGACGGCGCCUGCCUGCAACCCCACAACGUACAUCCGUGAACAGCUCAACGCCAUCACGUCUUACCUUGACGCCAGCAUGGUCUACGGGAGUGAAGAUACGUUGGCCAGGAACCUGCGGAACAACAGCAACUCUCUGGGUCUGAUGGCUCUCAACCAGAACUUCACCGACAACGGACUGGGCCUCCUGCCCUUCGAAAACAAAUCCAGGAGCCUCUGCCUUUAUACAAACAGGACCGCCAACAUCCCCUGUUUCAAAGGAGGGGACAAAAGGGCCACUGAAAACCUGGGGCUGACCGCCAUCCAUACUUUGUUCGUCCGGGAACAUAAUCGCUUGGCCACUGAACUGAAGAAGCUGAAUCCGCACUGGGAUGGAGAGAAGCUGUACCAGGAAGCGCGGAAGAUUGUUGGCGCCGUGAAUCAGAUCAUCACCUUCCGGGACUACCUGCCCCUCGUGUUGGGCACUGAGACGAACAAGCAGCUGCCCUUGUACAAGGGUUACAACGAGUCGGAGGACCCAACGGUGGCCAAUGUGUUCUCCUUGGCCUUCCGGUUUGGACAUGGCUCCGUCCCACCCCUGGUGCCCCGCCUGGAUGAGGAUUUCAAGCCCUUGGCUCCAUACUUCUAUGCUCCUCUUCACCUCACCUUUUGCGCCUCGUGGAGAAUCGUGAUGGAAGGUGGCAUCGACCCGCUUUUCCGCGGCUUCCUGGCGGACCAUGCCAAGCUGAUGCGGCAGAGCCAGAUGAUGGUGGAGGAGCUCCAGGAGCGGCUCUUUGAGCAAGUAGAGGUGAUCGGCCUCGACCUGGCCUCUCUCAACUUGCAGCGGGGAAGGGACCAUGGCUUGCCAGGAUACAACGCCUGGAGGCGCUUCUGCGGUCUCUCCGAGCCGCGCGACGAAGCCGAGCUCGCCGUCGUCUUGCGCAACCCAAAGCUGGCCAAGAAAUUCAUAGACCUCUACGAAACGCCGGACAACAUCGACAUCUGGAUCGGGGGCAUGGCAGAACCCUUUGUGCCCCAUGGGAGGGUCGGCCCUCUCCUGGCGUGUCUCAUCGGGACCCAGUUCAGAAAAGUCCGGGACGGAGACAGAUUCUGGUGGGAGAAAGAUGGCAUCUUCACCCCGCAGCAGCGCCGGGCUCUGAGCCGCGACUCCUUUUCCCGCAUCAUUUGCGACAACACGCGCAUCCGAGAGGUGCCUAGGGACAUCCUCAAGAGGAACCACUACCCAAGCGAUUUUGUCAACUGCCGCGAAGUCCAAGGGCUCGACUUGUCGGCUUGGCAAGAGUAG
Messenger RNA from Sceloporus undulatus (fence lizard), 2208 nucleotides. Its product is annotated as myeloperoxidase-like. The transcript has 12 exons. Gene Ontology annotation, molecular function: peroxidase activity; heme binding. The record is from RefSeq and is a predicted model, not a curated record. NCBI's taxonomy places the organism in Eukaryota, Metazoa, Chordata, Lepidosauria, Squamata, Phrynosomatidae. Bases 1 to 2208 code for a protein of 735 amino acids. Gene Ontology annotation, biological process: response to oxidative stress.